AUGCUUCGAUUUCAGCAAGUGCAGUCGGAGCAUGGUGACCGCCUCUCAAGACUAGAACGACGCCAUGAUGAUGACGCGCGGUUGAAAUCUGUAUGGGGCACCUCAUCACCGUUUCCAAGUGUCCUCGGAGGUACUCCGCAGCAGGUGCCUCUUCAGCAUCCACCCAAUGAACCGUUUUCGACCUUCGACGAUGACCAGAACAACCUGCUUGGGAGCCUACACCUUGACGCGAAUGACGAGCCGCGUCGUAUAGGUGCUACGUCACGCGCGAACAGCGUACGAUUUGAUGAAAGUGCCAAUCAAGGCUGGGCGCACGCUUCACGCUCAUCGAUUGAUCUGAUACCUAGAACCGGAAGCGGGCUUGGGGGACACGCUAUGAGUGAGCGGACGUACUCGCACAAGUCUGAUGGAAGACAGAGCUCCACAGGCCAUUCUGUCCACUCAGCUACCUCAGGUCGUGCAAACAGCCUUGGACUCGAUACGUCGUAUGGAAACCAGAACACAGUAUCGCCGCUUGAAACACCCGGUCUUGCCCCAGGGCUAUUUAUCCUUGGACCUGUCCCCGCCAUCAUCAGGUGUUGGCUGACGACGAACUUCAAGCACGACUCGCUGCUCUAUGCUGCAGUGUGUACGGGUUCUUACACCUCAUUUCUGGACUCGCGCCUCAUCCAUUCCUUGGGAUUUCAGGAUCAUGUCGAAGUCAAUGACGAAGGAGUCAGCAAGGUGAGACUUGCUGUAUAUCUGCCCGAAGCCAUUCAGUAUCCAGUCUCGAGUAGACUAGCCAGUCCGGCGCCCCAGAUCCCAUCAUUCACUGUCACGUUUACUCUCGUUAGCUCCCCCGAACCGGAGACAGACUCAAAGGCUAUACAGAUCUUUCUGGGUAGCGAUGUGCUACGGGCACACAACGCCGAUGUUCUCUUUUCAUCAAAUACUAUGACGAUGUUUGACGAUGAGAGGUCAAAGUUGUCUAUUCCGCUUGUUCGACCAGAAAAUGAACAAGCUUUCAACACUCUUGGCGUGAGCAGUGGAUUCACAGCAAGUGCCAGUAGCAAAAACACAACAAUAGGCCCUUCCGCCGACAGCUUGAGAAACCUGACUGAUCGAACGCCUGGCAAACAGUUGCUGGCGAUGGAGGCCGACAGAGAUCUUACAGGUGGCUCAUCAGAUGAGGGAUUAGCGACUACCCCCGAGAGCAGUCGCCACAGCCUCGAGCAGCGCCCCAUUCCAGGCUUGCUUAGCACAAAGACAGAAUCACUCAAAGAGACCAGUGACGGAAGUUUGCCCUCUACUACUGUUUCGCGUGCUUCCCCUGCUAUCUGGAGAGAUUGGAGGCGUGGAGAGGAGAAGCCCACGGCCACACCAUCAAUGGACUGGGCAGGUGCAAGCAAAGGCACGGCAAGCGCAAGCUAUCAACGCCGCGAGACCGGAAUCAAAGUUUUGAAACCAGUCAAGACGUCGUCUAGGAUAGCAUCUGGGCCAUCUAUACAAUCUGGAUCACCGUCGUUGGGCCAAUCUCGAUUCUUCGAUGAUGGCAAGCGCCGGACAAGCAUGACCUCCUCUGGUGAGGGCAGCGACAUUCAGUCCAAACGGCCGGCUGCCAGUGAGAUUCGUUCAACCAGUACGACGAUGCCUACGAAAGAGAAUACGUCAAGCGGCACCAAAGCUCGCACCACCAAUCCGAUUGGAGAUGGGGCACAAGCUGUUCUUUGUGACCAUGGAGUCUGCCCGGACGCAAUACAGACAAGUAUUUCCUUCCAGCCACCUACAUACAACCCUGAGGAAAUUCACCGUCACUACAGUCAUAUAUAUUUCCGUGCAUCAGCAAAAGGCAGAGAGCUUCAAAAUCCCCAACGCCGUUUGGUCCAACUGUCAUCUAUCUUUAUACGCGUGCCCACAGAGCCGAUCUGGAAUGCUCGCAGCCCCCGUCUGUACGCCUGGCUAGCGAGACCCUCCUGCGGCUCUCUCCACGCGUGUUUCCAUUCAUCUGCCUGCCUGUGGAGCUUCACAGCUCCUGGUAGGCGUUUACUAUUCACCACGGCUUCCUCUCAGAAGAAACGCAAGCUUGUCAGGCCUGCAGAGACCGGAAACAUACAAGGAGACAGCUCAUCGCCGUUGCUGCAGGAAGGCUCUGGUCUAGCUUCUCCACGAUCCUCCCCGACCCUCACUGCGAAUUCGAACCGCCGCACUUCUACCUCUCCGCCCCGAUAUCUACCACCGCAUCUGCACGACGAAGUUCGUGAGGCCUCCAAGAACGCAAGGACCUCUCCGGAUAGCGGCCACUCUGCGAGUUUGUCUCCCAGCGAGGCUUACGCCGGUCUGACACUGGAUACCGAAGAAUCAAGUAAAGACAAAACACGGUACCCAAUACGGGAGAUUGUGCCUAUAGUGUCAGACAACCCAAGGAAGGCUUCGUUAAGAGGAUACGAGCCUUCUCAGGAUCUUCAAGAGUCAGGCAGGACAUUACCUCGAGCCUCUUCCCCCGCCAAAAGACCGUUUUCUGCAAUGGAUCCAAGUGCUGGCCCUUCAGCAAGAGACGGAAUGGAUGUAGAUGAGGCAAAUAACCGUCAGCCGGAACCAGUCAGCGCUGCUGGCAGCCCUGACCCACCUGCAACGAGCACCGAACCCUAUAUCGAACAAGCCCGCGCUACUUCUGUCGAUAUGUUAGAUGGAUCGAAUCCUCAAACGGCCACAUCCUAUGACUCAACAUCAUCACCGGCUCCCCACUCGAGCACAUCAGCCACUAGCUUCAAUGGAGAUUCUCCGCCUAAAGUCUCUUCUGGAGAUAGCGAAAUGUCGGAUCAAAAGCCCCUCCCUUCUUUUGACGAACAGGUCGAAGAGAUCCGUGCCUUGGCAAUGCAGCCUGUGCAAGAGAAGGCUGUCGGCUUUGCAGUUGCGAGGGCAUGGCUAGAACGACCUAUGUCUCGAGCGUCUGCGCCCUCUAAAGAUGAGAACUAUUCGAAAGAAGCACGUGAGGGCGAUGUUGGACCAAUCGACAAUUCCAGUAUCACCUUAGCUGGAGAUUUUGAAGACCUCGUAGACGAGAUGGGCGAAAGAUAUGUACCGCUUAAACCCGAUGUCACCAUGUCCCAGGAAUACGAAAUUCUUCCCAAAGAAGCAUGGGAUAAGCUUGUUGAUUGGUACGGUAUUAAAGACAACUUGCCCCCAAUACGUCGUUAUGUCCAUGACACUACGCCCGAAGGCUCCCACCAGCAGAACCUGCAAUACGAGCUUUCACCACCAAUCUUCAUUAUCCGCAAAUUACGCAAUGAUCAAUAUGGCACUACAACUGCAGCGCUGAAAGAUAGUAAUGCAAAGGCGCCCAGACUCCUCGCUAGCCAUGAUGCCAAUUUCCAAAAGGUUCUUUCUCAGGCCAAGAAGCUUGCUGGCAUCGAGCUCAAGACUAAAGUUAAAGUCUGGCGUAUCAUUGAGAAUCUGCCGACGGCCGAAGAGUCCCACGGACGUUCGGGCAUGCUCACCCCGGCCACAUCCAGAAGUGGCUCCCCUGCUCCCCAAGCUCCCGCCCAACAAUCGCAUGACCUUAUAAUUGAUCUGUUGUCUUUCACGAACAUGACUGAAGGCUCACAGCGGGAAAUGCUAGACAUCAAGGAUGAGACUGCCAAUCCCAAGUAUAACGGCCAUUCAACUUUGAGCACAGUCGGGCUGGGAGCCAGUCAGGUUCUCGUACUUGAGGAGCAGAUUGGUGGUCCCGCUGGUGGCGAGUUUGUCUCUGAUAAUGUCAAAUCGACCGCAGCGAAACACGGCGUUUCCUUGACCGCCAAAAACAGUAAUGGAAGAAACGCUGCGAAGGCUUUGACUGCGAGUAGGAAUGCCAGUCCAGCUCCAUCAGGAACAAUGACGCGUGGACGCACACGGAGAGACGGCAAGACUCGUGGUACAGUUGGUCUGUCCAAUCUUGGAAACACAUGCUACAUGAAUUCUGCACUACAAUGCAUUCGUAGCAUCGAGGAACUGAGCCUAUAUUUUCUGCAAGGGCAAUAUAAACAAGAAAUCAACCCAGACAACCCGCUUGGACACGCUGGCCAGCUCGCGAAGAGCGGCUCAACCUUCACUCCACGAGACUUCAAGCAUACUCUCGGUCGCUUGUCCGGUACCUUUUCUGGAUACCAGCAGCAAGACUCUCAAGAGUUUCUCAGCUUUCUGGUCGAUGGUCUCCACGAGGAUCUGAAUCGCAUCAAGAAGAAACCGUACAUAGAAAACCCCGACUCAGACGACAAGACGCAUACGGAUGCGAGACUCAUCAGAGAGCUUGGUGAGAAGUUCCGAGAAGGUCACCAUGCUCGUAACGACUCCGUAGCCAUGGAUCUCUUCAGUGGGUUCUACAAGAAUACCAUGGUAUGCCCACACUGUGACAAAGUCAGCAUCACGUUCGAUCCAUAUUCUCUCCUCACUCUCCAACUCCCUAUAGAGCAAACAUGGCAACAUACAGUUGUCUUCGCACCUUUACACGAUAAGCCAAUAUACGUGGAAGUUGACAUGGAUAAGAACGCGUCCAUUCGCGGGCUCAAGGAGUACAUCGCAAAGCGCUUUCCGGGGGUGAACGCCAAACGCCUCAUGUGUGUCGAGACUUAUAGCAACAAAAUCUAUAAGACUUUCGAUGAUCGCGAGGCUGUCUCAGAUUGCGGCAUUCAAGACCGUGAUGAGAUUGUAAUCUAUGAACUAGACUCACAGCCGACUAAUUAUCCACCUCCGAAGAAGAAGGCAAAGAAGUUCUCAUAUGGAUCCCUCAUCGACAAAUCGGAGGAAGAGGAUACACCGAAAUCCGAGUCUCCGCUGGCUAAUCGUAUGCUGGUCCCAGUCUUUCACAGAGCGUCAAGCGCAAAAGGCUACAACAACAGAUCAUUUCAGCUUUGGCCAUUCUUCGUUGUCAUAACGCGCGAAGAAGCUGCUAACUACGACGAAAUCCACCGCAAAGUUCUUGCAAAAGUUGCAACCAUGACCACAAAUCCAAUAUUGAGUGACGAAAACUUGGGCUAUGGAUCAAACAAUAGCUCAGACGCUGUACUCACCACGGAAGAAGAUGCCUCGUCAACGACAGAUCCUACUGUUAAGGCAGACUCGGUGGAAGGCGAGGGAAGUAUCGUUGAUGUCACGAUGACAGAGUCGUCCGCCGAACAAGUGCGAAGUCAGGAUGAGGAUUCACACCUCCCGAGAGUCCUCACGCCAGGUGAAUUCAUACCUCCCGAACUUCAACGCCUCUUCACUCUUAGGUUCGCAAAAGCCAACGGAAAGGAAAUGAUACAGACCGGAUUUUCGUCUUUGCAAGGAGGCGACGAUUAUCCUGCUGUAUCAACACGCAUUCCCUCAUCACGAGAUAGUCGACGCUCGUCAAUACAGUCUCAGGGGACCGGAAGUGCGAGCUCAGCUUCUUCUAUAUCCGAAGAAACAGAGACGCAGCAAAGCACACCUCCACAACUUUCAUUCAACAGCAGGAGUGCCGAUAGUGACUCCGAUCUACCUUCCGUCGAUUCUUUUACGCGAGUUGGGAAACCACACAAGUUCAGUAAUGGCAAUAGAGGCAAGCGGCGCGGGAAACGCGGCGCCAAAACUUAUAGCAAGAAAGACGGUACCAAGAAGGAAGGAGGUCGCUGGGCUCAUAGGCCACUUCUGCGCCAGGGAUCAGAGAUAUCAGAUCUACCAUCGGACCCGGAAAGUCCACCUCGUUUGAUUCGCCUCGGCGAAGCUCUCAUUCUAGACUGGGACUCCGAAGCAUACGAGGCUCUAUUUGGUGCUACUAACGAUGCAGAUGAUAUGCGUGGCAGGAGCACUUGGGAAGAGAAGCUCGCUUUUGACGAUCCUGAUCUCACACACAAAAGAGCAACAAGAUCAAAGCGAAAGAAGCACGGCGUGACUCUUGACGAGUGCUUUCAGGAAACAGCCAAAUCGGAGAUCCUCUCUGAAGAAAACGCCUGGUACUGUAACAGAUGCAAGGAACUACGACGGGCGGAGAAGACUUUGGCUAUUUGGACGACUCCAGACAUUUUAGUCCUUCACCUCAAACGUUUCAGCUCUAAUCGAGCGUUCCGUGACAAGAUUGACGUGCUAGUGGACUUUCCGAUCGAAGGUCUCGACAUUUCGAAAUGGGUCGGCCUUCCGGAAGACAAGAACUGCGUUUAUGAUCUCUUUGCAGUUGACAACCACUACGGUGGUCUCGGCGGUGGUCAUUAUACGGCAUACGCACAGAACUUCUACGAUAAGAGGUGGUACGAGUACAAUGAUUCCUCUGUCAGUUCACGCCAGCCUGAAUCUUGCAUCAGCACCGCCGCCUACCUUCUGUUCUACCGUCGGCGCUCCGACAAACCACUAGGGCCACCCUACCUUCAGAAUCUCGUUCAAGAAGCAUGGAACCCGAUCCAAGCGGCCGAAGAAUCUAAUGCAACCGACAAUGGGUCCGAAAACUCUACCUCUGCUGCUGAUACGAGCUCGGGAAACGGACUGCGCGCUCGCGACUCGUCCCGCAGUGGGGCCAAUGGGUUGUCGAGCGCAUUAGUCGUAGCCGGAGCAGCUCACGAUUCCGCCCCCGGAGCGACGACGAGUCAUAGCGAUGAUGAGCUGCUGCCGACGUACGGAGAGGAAGGAUUCGAGGACUCCAUCCGUGUUAGACAAUCCGCGGCUUACGAACGACUCGAGUAUACACAGCCUAGCGGCUGGAGCUUCGACUCACUUGGACACAAGAGUGACGACGCGGCAAAGGAUGAUGAUGAUGACAACAGCAUGCUGUUGACCGGUCCAAGAAGUGAUAAUGGCGCAGACGACUUGCAGUCGCGGAUGUUGGAAGACUUUGACGACGAUAACGUAAAUCUGUUGAACAGCGGAGCGGGUGGCCAAGUCACGCCUGACAUGAGUGCUGAUGAACGCUCACCUACACUGGUUGGUGCGUCACCGAGCCACGACGAAGACGUCGUCGAGAGCAUGGAGUUUGACGGUGCUGCCAAUGCCGCUGAUGAUGACGACAACGAAGAAGUGGUAGAAGUCCACGUUGACAACGGCGAUGUGAAUAUUGAUUGA
Molecule: messenger RNA, 7026 nt
Organism: Pseudovirgaria hyperparasitica
Lineage: Eukaryota; Fungi; Ascomycota; Dothideomycetes; Acrospermales; Acrospermaceae
Product: UCH-domain-containing protein
Exons: 8
Coding region: 1-7026 (2341 amino acids)
Biological process (GO): protein deubiquitination
Molecular function (GO): cysteine-type deubiquitinase activity
Source: RefSeq, a predicted model, not a curated record